This is a messenger RNA of Paraglomus occultum, 762 nucleotides long. NCBI's taxonomy places the organism in Eukaryota, Fungi, Glomeromycota, Glomeromycetes, Paraglomerales, Paraglomeraceae. The record is from the annotation of a GenBank genome assembly.
AUGUACAUGUGGACUGUAGUGGAAGAAAGACGCGUACUCGAAGAGUUCUUCGAGGUUGACUCGAAUUGGUCGUUGAUUGCAUUCCUUCGAUAUAGAGAAGGAACCGAUAGUUUUACGUACGAUAAAAGAAGGGAAUAUAAACUAUACGCGAGAGCUUUAAACGCGUUAUCCAAAGACCACGUUCGUGCUCAAGGAUGUCUUGCUAGUUUUGAGCAUUACGGACACGUUGGCCGUGACAUAUUGACAACCCCCCGAGUAGCCAGUUACCGCGCCCUGGCUGCUGUCGAUGUGUUUUGGACAAGAAUCGAAAAAAAGCGUUACGAAGAUUCAAUCGCUACGGCAAGGGCAAGUGGAAUGUUACAUAUUUUGGAAGCAACAAAUAAGAGCCAGAAAUAUGUCACAAAUAUUCAACAUGAAGAUUUCCAAAAUCUAUACCAACCUCGUAACAGUAGACAAGACAAGUCAAAUGAAAAUGCUUAUUUGCGAAAAAGAAAAGACAUAGACUAUAAUGAGGAAAGAAUGAUAAAGAAGAUAUAUUGUGAUGAUGGCUAUGUUACGCCAUUACAGCAUAGUUUGAAAGAUAGUUUAAGUUCACCUUCUGAGACAUCUCAAUACUUUCCAAGUGACAGGCUUGAUGACAGCAGAAGUGACAAUGACUUUACCUCAGAGAAAAAAGUCAUAGAUUUCUGGAUAAGCUAUUUCCUUGAUGAACUUGAAAACCAAUUGGAAAUAGAAUGCAAAGAUCCAGUAUGCAGUAAAUAG